AUGACAGUCCUCAGUCUUGAGAUGACCUUCCUCAGUCUUCAAAAUACAAUCCUCAGUCUUGAGAUAACAGUCCUUAGUCUUGCGAUGACAAUCCCCAGUCUUGCGAUGACAGCCCUCCUAGCCUUGCCAUUUGCUUCCAGCAGCAGAGAUUGCUUCCUACAGCAGAGAUUGCUUCCUACAGCAGAGAUUGCUUCCAGCAGCAGAGAUUGUUUUCUACAACAGAGAUUGCUUCCUACAACAGAGAUUGCUUUCUACAACAGAGAUAGCUUCCAGCAGCAGAGAUUGCUUCUUACAGCAGACAUUGCCUCCUACAGCAAAGAUAGCUUCCAGCAACAGAGAUUGCUUCCUACAGCAGAGAUAGCUUCCAGCAGCAGAGAUUGCUUUCUACAACAGAGAUUGCUUUCUACAACAGAGAUAGCUUCCAGCAGCAGAGAUUGCUUCCUACAGCAGAGAUUGCUUCCAGCAGCAGAGAUUGCUUCUUACAGCAGACAUUGCCUCCUACAAGAUUGCUUCCAGCAGCAGAGAUUGCUUCUUACAGCAGACAUUGCCUCCUACAGCAAAGAUAGCUUCCAGCAACAGAGAUUGCUUCCUACAGCAGAGAUAGCUUCCAGCAGCAGAGAUUGCUUCCUACAACAGAGAUUGCUUCCUACAGCAGAGAUUGCUUCCAGCAGCAGAGAUUGCUUCUUACAGCAGACAUUGCCUCCUACAGCAAAGAUAGCUUCCAGCAACAGAGAUUGCUUCCUACAGCAGAGAUUGCUUCCUACAGCAGACAUUGCCUCCUACAGCAAAGAUAGCUUCCAGCAACAGAGAUUGCUUCCUACAGCAGAGAUAGCUUCCAGCAGCAGAGAUUGCUUUCUACAACAGAGAUAG
Messenger RNA from Gigantopelta aegis, 870 nucleotides. RefSeq lists its product as uncharacterized. The record is from RefSeq and is a predicted model, not a curated record. NCBI's taxonomy places the organism in Eukaryota, Metazoa, Mollusca, Gastropoda, Neomphalida, Peltospiridae. The transcript is spliced from 3 exons. Gene Ontology annotation, molecular function: nutrient reservoir activity. The coding region runs from base 1 to 870 and encodes 289 amino acids.